AUGGUGGACAAUGCUGUGAUGAAGGCAGUUUGCGGGUUCAACUUCACCGGUACACAAAGCAAAGCCGCCGAUUUUGAUGCCCAGAAGAGUUGGGCCGAGCUCUCCCCGCAUACGACGUGGGAUUCCGCUGGUAUGUCCAACGGGCUUAUCCAGGACCUGGCCACUGCCGUUGUGCACCGGUUCAUCUGCUACAAUAUUACCGGCAAAAAGGAGGCGAACAAAGUCAGUGAGGGUGAACUUUUUCUCCUCUGGGCGAUGCGGUCGGGAGUGCGAGUGUGUUCGAUGGCCUUCCUUCAGAACUCUUUCCAGGAGAUUGCCCUCUCCAAGCGUGGACUACCGGCGCUCGAACAUUUUGUUACCGCACUCGCUCACCACUUCGACUGCCCGUGGCCGCAGCUUGGUGGUUGGACAUCUGCGGAAACUCCAGUGACAUGCAGCGUGUGCUUCGUCAUGCGUGCUUGCUCCUAG
This is a messenger RNA of Striga asiatica, 468 nucleotides long. Lineage: Eukaryota; Viridiplantae; Streptophyta; Magnoliopsida; Lamiales; Orobanchaceae. The record is from the annotation of a GenBank genome assembly.